This is a messenger RNA of Lutra lutra (Eurasian river otter), 4333 nucleotides long. It is a transcript of the gene ULK4, whose product is annotated as unc-51 like kinase 4. The transcript has 37 exons. Gene Ontology annotation, biological process: protein phosphorylation. Gene Ontology annotation, molecular function: ATP binding; protein kinase activity. The record is from RefSeq and is a predicted model, not a curated record. Bases 399 to 4223 code for a protein of 1274 amino acids. NCBI's taxonomy places the organism in Eukaryota, Metazoa, Chordata, Mammalia, Carnivora, Mustelidae.
CUACAGGCCUGGAGGGGCGCCAUUCACCUACCCUUUCUCCGUGAACCCUGUGUCUCUGGCGUCUUCUUUCUUCGGACUCUGCUUUGUUACCGAGUUAAACUAAAAACCUGAAACACUUUUCUCGAGGCUUUGGUUUCGGGUACAUGGGACACCUUCUUGAGGACUAUGGUGCAAGGGGGAUUCGGGGCUGUAGGGUUCGGGAGAUGAGCUUUAUGGACGUCCCAGAUUCGGAGUUUUUCCCCUUAAAACCUUGGCGGCGCUUCCCGAAUUCUAAGCCGGCUGUGCUUCCACAUGUCCGUGGACGUGGAGAGAAAGAGAGUGAAAACCUCCAGUUCGCUGGCAGAACUAGAGAUGCCAUUAGGCUGUUAUUUUAUCCAAUGUGAGAAGUCAGCCCAGAGAUGGAAAACUUCAUUCUGUAUGAGGAGAUUGGCCGAGGAAGCAACACUGUUGUUUAUAAAGGGCGUCGGAAGGGAACAAUCAAUUUUGUAGCUAUUCUUUGUACUGAUAAGAACAAAAGGCCUGAAAUAACCAAUUGGGUCCGUCUCACCCAUGAAAUUAAACACAAAAACAUCGUAACUUUUCAUGAAUGGUAUGAAACCAGCAAUCAUCUCUGGCUAGUGGUGGAACUCUGCACAGGUGGUUCCUUAGAAAUGGUUAUUGCUCAGGAUGAAAACCUACCAGAAGAUGUUGUUAGAGAAUUUGGGGUUGACCUCAUUACUGGAUUACAUCAUCUUCAUCAGCUUGGCAUUCUCUUUUGUGACCUUUCUCCUGGCAAGAUACUCUUGGAAGGGCCUGGCACAUUGAAGUUUAGUAAUUUUUGCUUGGCCAAAGUAGAAGGUGAAAAUUUGGAAGAGUUCUUUGCUUUGGUGGCAGCAGAAGAAGGCGGAGGUGAUAGUGGGGAAAAUGUACUGAAGAAAACUGUAAAAAGUAGAGCCAAAGGAUCUCUUACAUAUACAGCACCAGAAAUUUUAAGGGGUUCUGACUUCUCCAUCACCAGUGACCUCUGGUCUUUGGGCUGCCUGCUUUAUGAAAUGUUUUCAGGGAAACCUCCAUUCUUCUCAGAAACUUUUUCAGAAUUAGUUGAAAAGAUUUUUUAUGAGGAUCCUUUGCCACCUAUUCCAAAAGAUCCUUCUCUUCCUAAAGCUUCUUCAGAUUUUAUUAAUUUGCUUGAUGGUUUACUUCAAAAGGAUCCUCAGAAGAGAUUAACUUGGGCAGGCCUACUGCAGCAUUCAUUUUGGAAGGAUGCCUUCACUAGGAAAGAUCAGGAAUCAAGCAUUGAGGAUUCCAACAUCAGCAGGAAAGUGAUGGAGCUUUCUGGGACACAAGAUCGCAAGGAGUUUUUGAAGCCUCCGAGCGGACAAGCCAAGGGGGAGAAGAGCGGUCAGCGAUUAAGUCACUCUUUCAGACUAGAAAAUCCAGCCGAGUUGCGGCCUAAAAGUACUGUUGGAGGUCAACCGAAUGAGUCCAUGUUUCUUCUCAGUUCUCGUCCAACUCCAAGAACGAGCACUGCAGUGGGAUUAAGUCCUGGUGAGGACAGGACUCAGCAUUCACCUCAGAAGACUUCUCCUUCAACCAAGAAUAUAAGUGGACACCUGAGUCAGCAGGACCUGGAAUCCCAAAUGAGAGAGCUUAUCUACAUGGACUCUGAUCUCGUUGUCACCCCGAUCAUCGACAACCCAAAGAUAAUGAAACAACCACCAAUUAAAUUUGAUCCAAAGAUACUGCAUCUCCAGGCACAUUCAGUGGAUAAGUUAAUAUUUCUAAAAGACCAAGAUUGGAAUGACUUUUUACAGCAAGUGUGCUCACAGAUCGACUCCACUGAAAAGAGCACAGGGGCCUCCCGAGCGAAGCUCAAUCUCCUUUGCUAUCUGUGUGUUGUGGCUGGACACCGGGACGUGGCUACCCGGCUCCUCCAUUCCCCGCUGUUCCAGUUGCUAAUCCAGCAUUUGAGAAUAGCUCCAAACUGGGAUAUACGGGCCAAGGUUGCUCGGGUGAUUGGUUUACUGGCCUCGCACACAACUGAGCUCCAGGAAAAUACACCGGUUACUGAGGCAAUUACUGUCUUAACUGAAUUAAUUAGGGAAAACUUCAGAAACAGUAAAUUAAAGCAGUGCCUCUUACCAACCCUUGGGGAGCUGAUCUACCUUGUAGCCACCCAGGAAGAAAAAAAAAAGAACCCUAGAGAGUGUUGGACUAUUCCCUUGGCCGCGUACACAGUGCUAAUGAGGUGCCUUCGGGAAGGGGAAGAACGUGUUGUGAAUCACAUGGCUGCAAAGAUUAUUGAAAACGUCUGCACUACCUUUUCUGCUCAGGCCCAGGGCUUUAUUACAGGGGAAAUUGGACCUGUCUUAUGGUACCUAUUCAAACAUUCCACUGUUGAUUCUCUCAGGAUCACAGCAAUAUCGGCCUUGUGUAGAAUCACCCGUCAUUCUCCUACUGCCUUCCAGAAUGUUAUUGAGAAGGUGGGACUAAACUCCGUGAUAAACUCCCUGGCCUCAGCCAUCUGCAAAGUUCAGCAGUACAUGUUGACCUUAUUUACUGCAAUGUUGUCUUGCGGGAUUCAUCUUCAGAGGCUAAUCCAAGAAAAGGAUUUUGUCUCUACAAUUAUUCGUUUACUUGACAGCCCCUCAACUUCCAUUAGGGCAAAAGCCUUCCUCGUUCUUUUAUAUAUUUUAAUUCAUAACCGCGAGAUGCUGCUGCUCGGCUGCCAAGCAAGACUGGUGAUGUACAUCGAGAGAGACAGCAGAAAGACCACUCCAGGCAAGGAGCAGGAAAGCAGCAAUGAAUACCUGUCCAGAUGCCUGGACCUUCUCAUCCAUCACAUUGUGAAGGAACUGCCACGUAUCCUAGGUGACAUUCUUAAUGCCUUGGCUAAUGUUUCUGGCCGCAAACACCCAUCAACAGUGCAAGCGAAGCAGCUGAAGCUAUGUCUACCCCUGAUGCCUAUCGUGCUUCACCUCGUAACUUCUCAGGUAUUUCGACCUCAAGUUGUAACAGAAGAAUUCCUUUUCAGUUAUGGAACUAUUCUUAGUCAUAUUAAAUCUGUAGACUCAGGAGAAACUAACAUAGAUGGAGCUAUAGGACUGAUGGCAUCGGAAGAAUUUAUCAAGAUCACAUUGUCGGCUUUUGAAGCAAUAAUACAGUAUCCUAUUUUGUUGAAAGACUAUUGCUCUACGGUUGUUGACUAUAUCCUGCCACCCUUGAUCUCCUUGGUUCAGAGCCAAAAUGUGGAGUGGAGACUCUUCAGCUUGCGGUUACUCUCAGAAACCACAUCUCUACUCGUGAACCAGGAGGUUCGGGAUGAUAAGAAGGAGGCGAAUGUCGACUUUGACAGCAAUCUGCUAGCUCUCAUUAGAGACGUCUUACUUCCCCAGUAUGAGCACAUCCUCAUAGAGCCUGACCCAGUCCCAGCAUAUGCUCUGAAAUUGCUAGUUGCGAUGACAGAACACAACCCAACUUUCACCAGACUUGUGGAAGAGAGCAAACUGAUCCCACUCAUUUUUGAAGUAAUUCUGGAACAUCAGGAGAACAUUCUGGGUAACACCAUGCAAAGUGUGAUUGCAUUGCUCAACAAUCUGGUUGCCUGCAAAGAUUCAAAUAUGAAGCUACUUUAUGAACAAGGACUGGUCCGCCACGUCUGUGACCUGUUCACUGAAACCGCCACACUGUGCUUAGAUGUGGACAACAAGAACAACAAUGAGACGGCAGCUGCACUGCUCUUCUCCCUGCUCGAUAUCCUGCAUGGCAUGCUGACCUACACGUCCAGUGUCGUUCGGCUGGCUCUGCAGGCACAGAAGUCUGGCUCAGGAGGGGACACUCAGGCUGCCGAGGACCUGCUGCUGCUCAGCAAACCUCUGACAGACCUCAUUAGCCUGCUCAUUCCGCUGCUUCCAAAUGAGGAUCCUGAAAUUUUUGAAGUGUCAUCCAAGUGUCUUUCCAUACUGGUUCAGCUGUAUGGAGGGGAAAACCCAGACAGCCUGUCUCCUGAAAAUGCAGAGAAUUUUGCCAAUUUACUGACAUCCAGGGAGGACCCAAAAGAGCAGAAGCUUCUGUUGAAGAUUCUCAGAAGAAUGGUCACAUCUAAUGAGAAGCACCUGGAGAGCCUCAAGGAUGCGGGCAGCCUUCUGCAGGCUCUGGAGUGGCUGGCCCCAGCUGGGGGUUCGUCUGCUGACAGUGUGGUGGCUUCCUUGGCCCUGGAAAUCCUGCAAGCUGUUGGACAUUAGGCAAGAGGGCACUGGGCACAAGCCUGCUCUGCAGCACCCACCCUUGGCUGUGCACAUUCACCACAUCACCACCCGUAGCUCUGGACUUAAUAAAGUCAGCUGAACCAGAA